Molecule: messenger RNA, 5527 nt
Organism: Xyrauchen texanus (razorback sucker)
Lineage: Eukaryota; Metazoa; Chordata; Actinopteri; Cypriniformes; Catostomidae
Product: exportin-7-like
Exons: 28
Coding region: 32-3295 (1087 amino acids)
Biological process (GO): protein export from nucleus
Cellular component (GO): nuclear pore; cytoplasm
Molecular function (GO): nuclear export signal receptor activity; small GTPase binding
Source: RefSeq, a predicted model, not a curated record
GGGGGAGUGAGAGGAGCAUGAAUGGAGCAAAAUGGCGGAUCAUGUGCAGAGCCUAGCCCAGCUAGAGAUCCUGUGCAAGCAGCUGUAUGAGACCACAGACACCACCACACGUCUGCAGGCGGAGAAAGCCCUAGUCGAGUUCACCAACAGUCCUGACUGCCUGAGUAAAUGCCAGCUGUUGUUGGAGAGAGGAAGUUCCUCGUACUCACAGUUGUUGGCUGCAACGUGUCUGUCCAAGUUGGUAUCGCGUACAAGCAACCCACUUCCCCUGGAGCAACGCAUUGACAUUCGAAAUUAUGUUCUUAAUUAUCUGGCAACCCGGCCAAAGCUUGCUGCCUUUGUGACACAAGCCCUGAUCCAGCUCUAUGCCAGAAUCACCAAGCUUGGCUGGUUUGACUGCCAAAAGGAAGAUUACGUCUUCAGGAAUGUCAUAGUUGAUGUGACUAGAUUCCUGCAGGAUAGUGUUGAACAUUGCAUCAUAGGAGUCACAAUUCUUUCCCAGUUAACCAAUGAGAUUAACCAAGCAGAUACAACACAUCCGCUUACAAAACACAGGAAGAUUGCAUCAUCAUUUCGAGAUUCCUCUUUGUUUGACAUCUUCACCCUUUCCUGCAAUCUCCUCAAGCAGGCCUCUGGGAAGAACUUGAAUCUAAAUGAUGAGAGCCAGCAUGGGCUGCUCAUGCAGCUACUCAAACUGGCACACAAUUGCCUAAACUUCGACUUUAUUGGUACAUCCACCGAUGAGUCCUCAGAUGAUCUGUGCACCGUCCAGAUCCCCACCAGCUGGAGAUCAGCCUUUUUGGAUUCCUCAACCUUGCAGCUGUUUUUUGAUUUGUAUCAUUCCAUCCCUCCCUCGCUGUCUCCCUUGGUUUUGUCUUGUCUAGUCCAAAUUGCAUCUGUUCGAAGAUCUCUCUUCAACAAUGCAGAGAGAGCAAAGUUCCUCUCCCUUUUAGUAGAUGGUGUGAAGAGAAUAUUGGAGAACCCUCAAAGUUUGUCGGACCCAAACAACUACCAUGAGUUCUGCCGACUGCUGGCUCGACUCAAAAGUAACUAUCAGCUGGGAGAACUUGUUAAAGUAGAGAACUACCCCGAGGUCAUAAGACUGAUCGCUAACUUCACCGUAACUAGUCUGCAGCACUGGGAGUUUGCCCCCAACAGUGUGCACUAUCUGCUGAGUUUGUGGCAACGACUGGCAGCCUCCGUCCCCUACGUGAAGGCAACGGAGCCCCACAUGCUGGAGACCUACACCCCUGAGGUGACCAAGGCCUACAUCACCUCUCGCCUAGAGUCCGUGCACAUCAUUUUGAGGGAUGGUCUUGAAGACCCAUUGGAUGAUGCUGGCUUGGUGCAGCAACAGUUGGACCAGCUGUCCACUAUUGGGCGAUGCGAGUAUGAGAAGACCUGCGCCCUGCUCGUCCAGCUCUUUGAUCAGUCCGCCCAGUCCUACCAGGAACUGCUGCAAUCCACCAACUCCAGCACGAUAGACAUAGCAGUGCAGGAGGGUCGUUUGACGUGGCUGGUGUACGUUAUUGGUGCAGUAAUUGGAGGAAGAGUGUCCUUCGCCAGCACAGAUGAGCAGGAUGCAAUGGAUGGAGAGCUUGUGUGUCGAGUCUUGCAGUUGAUGAACCUCACCGACUCUCGACUGGCCCAAGCAGGAAAUGAGAAGCUCGAGUUAGCCAUGCUUAGUUUCUUCGAACAGUUCCGCAAAAUCUACAUCGGUGACCAGGUGCAAAAAUCAUCAAAGUUGUAUCGGAGACUAUCAGAAGUUCUUGGCCUAAAUGAUGAGACCAUGGUACUCAGUGUUUUCAUUGGAAAAAUAAUCACCAACCUGAAGUACUGGGGUCAGUGUGAACCAAUCACAUCAAAGACACUACAGCUUCUCAACGACCUUUCUAUUGGUUACAGCAGUGUUAGAAAACUAGUGAAACUCAGCGCGGUCCAGUUCAUGCUAAACAACCAUACAAGUGAGCACUUUUCUUUCCUGGGUGUGAACAAUCAGGCCAACCUCAGUGACAUGAGGUGUCGGACCACAUUUUACACAGCCCUGGGAAGACUUCUUAUGGUUGAUUUGGGAGAGGAUGAGGACCAGUUUGAGCAGUUCAUGCUUCCUCUCACUGCUGCGUUUGAGGCCGUCGCUCAGAUGUUUAGCACCAACACCUUCAAUGAACAAGAAGCAAAAAGGACUUUAGUAGGACUGGUGAGAGAUCUGCGGGGAAUUGCCUUUGCCUUCAAUGCCAAGACCAGCUUUAUGAUGCUAUUUGACUGGAUUUACCCCUCUUAUAUGCCCAUCUUACAGAGGGCGAUAGAGCUCUGGUACCAUGUACCUGCCUGCACCACACCGGUCCUCAAACUGAUGGCUGAGCUUGUCCACAACAGGUCACAGAGAUUACAAUUUGACGUGUCGUCGCCAAAUGGCAUACUACUCUUUAGGGAGACGAGCAAGAUGAUAACAACAUAUGGUAAUCGGAUCCUGACGCUAGGUGAUUUGCCAAAAGAUCAGGUGUACGCUUUGAAACUUAAAGGAAUUUCCAUCUGUUUUUCCAUGCUGAAAGCCGUACUAAGUGGCAACUAUGUCAACUUUGGUGUCUUCCGUCUAUAUGGCGAUGAUGCCCUCGACAACUCCCUGCAGACCUUUAUUAAGCUGCUUUUGUCCAUCCCUCACAGUGACCUGCUGGACUAUCCAAAGCUUAGUCAGUCUUACUACUCACUUCUGGAGGUGCUAACUCAAGACCAUAUGAACUUCAUUGCCAGUCUGGAGCCUCAUGUGGUCAUGUACAUCCUGUCUUCAAUAUCAGAGGGGCUCACAGCACUUGACACAAUGGUUUGCACUGGUUGCUGCUCCAGCCUGGACCACAUAGUUACUUAUCUAUUUAAGCAGCUGUCACGCAGCACUAAGAAAAGAGCGGCACCAAUGGCACAGGAGAGCGAUCGCUUCCUUCACAUAAUGCAGCAGCACCCUGAGAUGAUUCAACAGAUGCUGUCCACUGUGUUGAAUAUCAUAAUUUUUGAAGAUUGUAGGAAUCAGUGGUCAAUGUCACGGCCGCUGCUAGGCUUGAUUCUACUCAAUGAGAAGUAUUUUGCAGAUUUGAGGAACAGCAUUGUGAACAGCCAGCCACCAGAAAAGCAGCAAGCCAUGCACUUAUGCUUUGAAAACCUCAUGGAGGGCAUCGAGCGAAACUUGCUCACAAAAAACAGAGACAGGUUUACACAGAAUCUUUCAGUAUUUAGAAGAGAAGUCAAUGACUCCAUGAAGAAUUCCACAUACGGGGUAAACAGCAACGAAAUGAUGAGCUGACAUUCCAUAGAGCACCAGGCCCCAACCACGUGGGCCGGCCCCGCCCUGUAAUCCCACACUCCCCUGGCCCGGAUGCUGGGGGACCACUGCUUCUCAAGCCUGCACCUCCCGCUCCCCUGUCCUUAAAUUAAACCCCCACUACCAACUCUAUCCCCUCACACCUCAUUCCUUUUCCUCUCCCUCUUAUCCCCUUUUUAUAUAUACACUUAUAAAUAUAUACAUAUUUUAAAGCCAGUUUCUAGAGGUAAUUCUCUUUGAUCAUUCUCUUGUCAUUUGUGGCUCAAAGUCCAAAGAGAGAGCGGGUAAUGCUGGGGAAUGGGUUUGGGGUGUGGAGCACGUCCGACCCGCUCUGGGACGAUUUGAUCUGGGCAAAGUGUGUGUGUGUGUGAGUGUCUUUGAGAGCAUGUUUGUGGGAGGAUGGGUUAUGAUGAGCUGGUAUACAUAGUGCUCUGCUUUUGCCUGCCUUGUAUAGAAACACAUAAGGAAAAAAAAAAGUGUACAUUUUUUUCAUAACAUUUUCAACAAUGUUUAUAAUGAUUACGAUUUAAGAAAAAUAAUGAGUGUGAUUGAAAACUUUUUACAGUCUAUUAAGCUAGUGCAACUGUGUUGAAGUGUGGGUUUGUCUGUAUGGAGAGAAUCGUUUAUAUCCGAUUGACAUUGUGGAAUUGUGGCGUGAGUGGUGGGAUUGACGGGUGGGCGGGGCAAGGUGGUCUCACAGGUGGAUCACAUGUUGUACAUUUUCCUCAAUUUGAACCUAUAGAACAAAAAUGGGAGCAAAAAAGACUUUGUAAAUACACUUUGGCCAUCAUAUUUUCUCAAGUAGAAUGUCUAUAAGGGGGCCAGAGGGUCUCCAUUGCCCUCAUUUAAAGGAAUAUUCUGGGUUCAAUAGAAGUUGAGCUUAAUUGACUGAAUUUGUGGCAUUAUGUUGAUUACCACCAAAUAUAAUUUAGAUUCACCCCUCGUUUAUUACAAAAAAAACUGCGGUUUCAGUGAGGCACUAACUAUGGAAGUGAAUGUGCUCAGUCCAUAAAUGGUAAAAUACACACCAUUUUAAAAGUAUAAUCACAAGACAUAAACAUUAUAAAAUUGCUUGCAAACCUUUUCUGUGUAAAGUUAUAUCAAUUACCAGGAUUACAGGGUUUUGUUGACUUGACAACAAACGUGUAAUAUUGGAAAUGACUACACAGAUUAGGUUAGUAAGUGAUUUUAUCACACUAAAAUCAUGUUAACAUGUAUGUUUAAGUCUUUGGUGUGUAUUGUAUUUCUCAACUGGCCUCAUUUAUUUCCAUUGGAAGUGCCUCACUUAAACUGCAAAAAAUAAUUGCUUUUUGUAAAUAAAAUAAAGGAGGUCCGAAUCAACUUUUAUUUUUUGGAAAUCAACAUUGCAAAAAUGCACUAAUGCUCUUAGUUGAGUUGAACUUCUUUUGAACCCAGAACAUUCCUUAACCUUCGGUAUGAUGAAGUCAGUCAUUCGCCAACUUGCCCUCUUUGGGCCAUCGUGACAUCCCCCAGCCUUCAUCGUUGAGUUGUUCUUAGUAUCAUCGCUGAACUGGGAACAAUCCUAGAACGACAGCCUCGCCCUGGUGUAUAAUUCAUUCCGAGACCUCCGUUAAAGGAGAAGACCCCCCCCAAAGGGUUCGAUCAUGUCUUUUGUGGAUUUGAUUAGAAAAAGUGAGUCAUGGUUGAAGGUGCUCGCUCUGCGCUUUCUUCAACUUCCCUGCUGUUUAACCUCACAGACUUCCGGUCUCUUGUGGCUUUAUUGUUGGUAGUGAAGCCUCUAGAAUGUAGCCGUGUCCUUUAAAAAAAGACCUUGGUACUUGAAUCACAACAGGAGCAGAUCACUCUUGACAGUUGUCUCUAGCUUUAACCUCUCCCUUUUUUCUGUUCUUGCCCCCUCCCUCAGAAAGUUUCCAGUUUUAUUUUUAAUAACAGAAAAACAUAAUGCAUCAGAAUAUGGUUGGAUUGAAUACAGUAACAGAACUGAAUAUAUUAGCAACUUGUGCAAAUCAACAUGUUGCUAACUGUUUGUAAAGAACUAGCUCAUCUCUUAACCACGUCCAACACUCAUGGAUGUUCACUUGAGUUCUUUUCUUUCUCUUGGUUCCCUGAUGUGAAUGUGUUUUAUGGCGACUGUUGGGUCCAUUGAGUGAUAAGAUAGCUGGUUGAAUUGUUUGUUUGGAUGUAUGCUACAUAUAGUGUAAGCAUUGUGACUGCAAAAUAAAUAUCAUUGGU